AUGAACAGAUCAGUCACUGGUAACCGAAGGCCACUCCCCAAGCACGUCCCCGCCGUGCCUCACGUCCCCCGCCUGAACAGAGAAUCCUUUCAGGUGCCUGACCUGUGGAGCCGGAUCGGAGCCAUGUCUGCCUUGUGGCUGCUGCUGGGCCUCCUGGCCGUCACUCACUCAGCUGAAAGCAGCAACUGGGGAUGCUAUGGAAACAUCCGAACCUUCGACACCCCUGGGGCGUCUUGUGUAACUGGACGACGACAGGGACUGAACUACUGUGGAGUCCGCGCGUCCGAAAGGCUGGCGGAGAUGGACAAGCCGUACCUGCUGAGAUACCAGCCCGUGCUGCGCGCCGUGGGCCAAAGAUACUGCGUGGACCCCGCGGUGAUCGCGGGGCUCCUGUCCCGGCAGUCGCUCGGCGGCCGCGUCCCGCUCGCGGCGCUGCAGGACCCCGGCCUCUAUGCUCCCAGACCCCAGAUCAGCGAGUCCCAGGUUGCCAAGAUCAUCGGAGUUCUUGUUGUUCGAAUCAAAGAAAUCCAGAGUCGGUUUCCAUCCUGGACCCCGGACCAGUACUUGAGAGGUGGCCUCUGCGCCUACGGUGGGGAUGUUGGCUACAUCAGGAGCACCGAGGACCUGAGCUGUGACUUCUGCAACGACGUCCUUGCACGGGCCAAAUACUACAAGAGAAACGGCUUCUAGUGCUUCAGAACACACCAAAGAUGAUCGUCUAUAUGAGGCCUCGGUUGUUCUAUAA
Molecule: messenger RNA, 745 nt
Organism: Choloepus didactylus (southern two-toed sloth)
Lineage: Eukaryota; Metazoa; Chordata; Mammalia; Pilosa; Megalonychidae
Gene: LYG1
Product: lysozyme g1
Exons: 6
Coding region: 1-690 (229 amino acids)
Biological process (GO): peptidoglycan catabolic process; defense response to Gram-positive bacterium
Cellular component (GO): extracellular region
Molecular function (GO): lysozyme activity
Source: RefSeq, a predicted model, not a curated record